Penicillium alfredii is the source of this 729-nucleotide messenger RNA. Its product is annotated as aminoglycoside phosphotransferase family protein. The coding region runs from base 1 to 729 and encodes 242 amino acids. Lineage: Eukaryota; Fungi; Ascomycota; Eurotiomycetes; Eurotiales; Aspergillaceae. The record is from RefSeq and is a predicted model, not a curated record. The transcript has a single exon.
AUGGCUGACUUCAAUCUGCCGAAUCAAUAUUUGUCUCAUGUUGCUUUUACCUCUUCACCUGAUGACUGGAGUGACACAACUGCCGAGAGGGGAUACUACCGCAGAGGCAAUUUUUUCAUCAAACGAACUUUGCGACCAAGCGAAUACAUAACCACACAAAAGGGAACAACCUACGUCCCACGGCUGAAUAGAGAAAGGCUCGAGAAUGAGGCUGAGAGCCUACGGUUCAUCCGUCGCAUCAGUGAUAUUCCCGUUCCAAUUGUGUACGGCGCAUUCGAAGUCGACGGCGCGUAUUUUGUGGUCACGGAAUACAUCGAGGGCUCCUCUAUGUCUGAGCUUGAGGAAGGUCAGAAAGUGAUCGUUCAGGGCGAACUCUGCCAGCACCUACACACCCUUCGUGGGAUCAAGUCAAACAAAACUGGCGGACCUUCCGGAAUCGUCAUUCCUCCCAGCCGCGUGGUUGAAUGUACGGAUGAUGAAGUCUGGCCUCAACACACCGCUGAUAGCCAGGCUUAUGUUUUCUGUCACAAUGACUUAUCUCAGCCGAAUAUCAUUGUGGAUCCGUGCACAUUGAAGAUUAAGGCUAUCAUCGAUUGGGAGUACGCAGGGUUCUUCCCACAGUUUUUUGAGGCCCCUUUCUAUAAGCGACUUGGCCCCUCUUCUGCGAUAGGCGAUGAAGUGGAUGAUAUUCCGAGAUUACUGCGCUUUUUGCAGACAAGCAAAUGGUGA